Messenger RNA from Pseudoliparis swirei, 927 nucleotides. RefSeq names its product doublecortin domain-containing protein 2. Gene Ontology annotation, cellular component: microtubule organizing center; microtubule. Lineage: Eukaryota; Metazoa; Chordata; Actinopteri; Perciformes; Liparidae. The record is from RefSeq and is a predicted model, not a curated record. Gene Ontology annotation, biological process: intracellular signal transduction.
AUGCCGGGAGCAGCAGCAGGGAGAGUCGAUCUGCCGCGGACUAAAACAAUCAUCGUCUACAAGAACGGAGACGGUUUCUUCCCUGUGAGAAAUAUUGUUGUGAAUCCGCGCCAUCUGUCAACGCUUGAUAACUGUUUGACAUCUUCGACCAGAAGGACCGACGAGGCUCCGUGAGGCGCCGUGAGGAGGCUGUACACUCACAGAGAGAGCCACACAGUGCAGGCCUUGGACUACUGGAAGCCUGGCUAUUGUGAGAUAGCAACCAAGAAGCCAUAUGAGAAAAAGGAAAAGCAGAUUCAACCUGUUGUUCACAGCAGAGUAGUUUCUGCUCAUUGGGGGAGAACCACCCAGUCUUGCACGCUGAAUUAAAGGAUUUUUUCUUUUUGUUGUUGUGUUUUUACGAACGGAGACGUCUGGGUUGCUCCAGUUUCAAUACGGAUCCCAACAUAUACUCUGAGAAGCUGGGGAAAUGUUUUAGCCAUGGUCACUGAGAAAGUGUGUCCUUCAUACUGUUUGCUCACAGAGGACCUUAAACUCACAGCCAGGGGCCAGACGAAGAAACAAGCCAAACCGAAGAGAACCAAACAACAGAAGCAGGUCCCAGUUCUCUUCUCAACGGGGGGUAAUGUGUUCAAUGCACAAAACAAAAGAAGUGAGGCGGUAGGAGCAAUGGAGGUGCAGGGAGACGGCCGCUUGGAGGUGGACCUGCCUAUUGAUCAGGUUCAGGCCAAGAUAGUUGACGAGGAGUAUGUGGAUGAGAGUUAUUCUGAAAGCCCCUGCAAGGUCCUCCAUGAUUCAAACAGCUUGUUUCUGCAGAGCUCUUUGUCUGCUCCAGGAAAAAUUGAUGAAGCUAAAUAGAGGGAUGUGUCUUCCAGGCGCUGCAGAAGACGGUCACGGGUGUGCCAGCUUUUCAAGGGUGGGAUGUGA